GACUACACUUCCUGGAGCUGCAGGGCUGGUUCACUAAUUGGACCAAUGGCUCAGUCAAAGGAACAGAGGAUUUUGGAGUUUGUAAAGGAAAAUGCAGCUAAAGGUGACCCCCAGAGCGUGGUGGACCACAUCGAUAAAUACUGCAGCCAAAAAGAAUGGGCUAUGAAUGUGGGAGAUGAAAAAGGCCUGAUUCUGGAUAAAGUGUUUCGAGAGACAAAUCCAACCACGGUUCUGGAACUUGGCACAUAUUGUGGGUAUUCUGCCGUCCGGAUGGCUCGGCUACUGAAGCAAGGAGGUCGUCUGCUUACUGUGGAGUCAAAACCAGAGCAUGCUACCAUUGCCAAACAGAUGAUAGAGUUUGCUGGCGUUCAAGAUAAGGUAGAGAUUCUGGAGGGCUCCACAGAGACAAUCAUCCCAAGUCUAAAAACUAAUUAUGGCGUGGAUCAGGUGGACUUCGUAUUCAUUGACCAUUUCAAAAACUUUUAUACAAGUGACACUAAGUUACUGGAGGAACGUGACUUACUCAAGAAGGGAUCUGUGUUACUAGCAGACAACGUGAUGUAUCCUGGAGCUCCAGACUUCCUUGAAUACGUCAGGACAAGUGGCCGCUAUGACUGCACUAACUACCCAUCUCAUGUAGAGUACUCAGACAAGUUGGAUGCCUUGGAAAAGGCAGUUUUUAAGGGCAAGUAAUGCUGAACCACAAGAUUGUAGAUUGUGUGGGCAUGGUCCUCUCCCCCUCUCAAUAGUUUCUUGUUUACUGUAUUUUUAUAUUAUGUAUGUCAAAUUAAUAAUAAUCUGUAACCUGUACAAAAAAAAUUGGGGGGGAGGGGAGAAAUUGUCGAAAUUCAAAAAAAUGAACAAUGUACUAUUAGAUUUUCACUGACAUUUGUAUUGCUAAAUAAACAGUGUAUAUCACUGCACCACUGAUACCAA
Molecule: messenger RNA, 936 nt
Organism: Bufo gargarizans (Asiatic toad)
Lineage: Eukaryota; Metazoa; Chordata; Amphibia; Anura; Bufonidae
Product: catechol O-methyltransferase-like
Biological process (GO): dopamine metabolic process; catecholamine catabolic process; developmental process
Cellular component (GO): dendrite; membrane; axon
Molecular function (GO): catechol O-methyltransferase activity; magnesium ion binding
Source: RefSeq, a predicted model, not a curated record